AUGAUCUAUGGUUUGAAACAAGCGUCACGUAAUUGGUAUCAAAAAUUCACAAAAUCUCUUGUUGAGCUUGGGUUCAGACAGUCAAAGGCAGAUUAUUCUUUGUUUAUUUAUAAGUCAGAAAGGUCCUAUGUAGUUGCGCUUAUAUAUGUUGAUGAUGUUGUCAUAGUUGGAAACGACUCUGUAAAAAUACAACACACUAAAGAUCAGCUCAACGAGAUGUUCAGCAUCAAAGACAUGGGUCCGUCGAAAUAUUUUCUUGGAAUUGAAGUCUCUCGUAUUAAGGAAGGUUUGGUCUUGAGUCAAAGAAAAUACACGCUAGAUAUCAUGAGGGAUAGCGGUCUGGAAGGGUGUAAACCUAGUUCCUUUCCCAUGGAACAAAACCUUAAGCUUGGGAAGGGAGAAGGAGAAGAUAAAGUGGAUAACAGUCAAUACAGGAGGUUAGGUCGUCUCCUUUACUUGCAAGCCACCAGACCGGACAUCACCUACGCAGUGAAUGUCCUCAGCCAAUUCGUGACAGACCCUCUCCAGAACCACAUGGAUGCAGCAACUAGAGUUCUGCGGUACUUGAAAUCAACUCCAGGGCAAGGUAUAGUGUUACCAAAAGAAGGUGGCAUGAACUUAUUGUCAUAUUGUGAUGCGGAUUGGUUAGGAUGCCCUUUGUCAAGAAAGUCUCGAACUGGUUACUUAUUGUCUCUCGGAGGAGCGCCCGUAUCAUGGAAGUCAAAGAAGCAAUCAGUAGUUUCAAGAUCAUCUGCAGAAGCAGAGUACAGAGCCAUGGCUACUACUGUCAGCGAGGUGAUUUGGGCAAGGUGGAUGUUGAGUGAAUUAGAUGCUAAACAAGGAGAACCAACUGUUUUGUUCUGCGAUAACCAGGCAGCUAGGCAUAUAGCAACAAUCCAGUCUUCCAUGAGAGAACAAAGAACGUAG
Molecule: messenger RNA, 927 nt
Organism: Helianthus annuus (common sunflower)
Lineage: Eukaryota; Viridiplantae; Streptophyta; Magnoliopsida; Asterales; Asteraceae
Exons: 1
Coding region: 1-927 (308 amino acids)
Source: RefSeq, a predicted model, not a curated record